Molecule: messenger RNA, 1143 nt
Organism: Nicotiana tabacum (common tobacco)
Lineage: Eukaryota; Viridiplantae; Streptophyta; Magnoliopsida; Solanales; Solanaceae
Source: RefSeq, a predicted model, not a curated record
GUUAAAUAUAAUCAUAGGCCCUAUUUAUUUCCUAUUAUCUCUUUAUAUACGUAUCUUAUUUUUUAUGACAACGAACGAUACAAUACAUAUCCACAGCACACAAACUAAAAGCCCCUGUAUUUUUGCAAAAUUUCCCAGCUUCCUCCUCCUACCAAAUAGCUUGCUUUCUUAUCUCCAAAAAUCCUUCUUUUGUUCUCAGUUUACUUUACAAACCCAAGUUUGUAUUGUUAAUCGCCGUUCAGUUUCUGGAAUGGAUGAUCGCAAAGAGAAGACAGAACCAUGGCUAUCAGUGCCACAAUUUGGAGACUGGGACCAAAAGGGUGUAAUGCCAGAUUACUCUAUGGAUUUCUCAAAGAUAAGAGAGAAUAGGAAACAGAACAAAAGGGAUUUGUCAAGAGCAAGUCUUGGAAAUGAGGAAGAGCUCAUUUCUUCAACUAAUAAAAAUGCAAAUACAGGUCAUCAUCACUCAGCCCACAGUGAUGAUCUCCAUUUCCAUCAAAACCACUCUCCAACUAGGUUCAAACCUCAAGUAGCGCAUAUUUUGCUGAGGGUCUACCGGAAACAGCCUCUCUACCUUCUCAAGAUAGGGGUAAGUUCUGCGUACACACACCUACCCUCCCUGACCUUUACACUUGGUUUGUUGUUGUUUGAUUGAAUGUCGUUCAUAUAUUAAAUGGUGGUUUAAAUUGGGCACAAGUGCUGUUCUCAUGUGGUUGGAUAAGUGCCAAACUCACAUGAAUAAUAUAAGCAAGUUGCAAGAAAGUGAUGCUUGCCUUAUUUGGUAAGCAACCUUUAUUGCCCACAAAAAUUCUUUGAGCAAGUAUCUAUCCCUAUUUCUCCAAAGCACAUGCAACGGAUGGACCCUUGAAGAAAACUGAAAUAAAAAUCAAAACAAGAGAAAUAAAUAGAUGGAAAAAAGUGUGGACAAAAACAUUGAUAUAUUGCUGAUUUAAUGUCUCUUGAGUUGAAAUAUUUAUCGGCAACAGUCUCUAUACCUUCCCAAGGUAGGGAUACUACCCUCCUCAGACCCCACUUGUGGUAUUACACUGGGUUUGUUGUUGUUGAGUUGAAAAAUUGAUUGUUGCAUAAGUUUUGCGCAUAUAUUAGUAUGAUAUUCUCAUUCCUAUGUUUUGAAUUUUAUUU